Molecule: messenger RNA, 957 nt
Organism: Pelobates fuscus (common spadefoot toad)
Lineage: Eukaryota; Metazoa; Chordata; Amphibia; Anura; Pelobatidae
Product: BPI fold-containing family B member 6-like
Exons: 11
Coding region: 12-908 (298 amino acids)
Molecular function (GO): lipid binding
Source: RefSeq, a predicted model, not a curated record
UGCCAAAUGUGAUGAAAAAUUUCCUAGAUAAAAAUCUCAAACUUCUUCUACCCAAAACGUUAUGCCCAGCUGUGGACCUCGUACUGUCAAUAGUAAAUGAAAAGAUGUGUACGAAAAACAUCAGUUUCCCAUUUGGAAAAGAUGGAAGUCUGCUGUACUCGGUGUCUCUAUUGCCAACAGUAACAGAGGAACAUAUUGAGAUUGAGUUUAAUGCCACAGUGAAACAAGGUGAUGUCCUCAUUCAGCCAUCCAAAAACGCCACAGAGAUAUUUGAUUUGCCAUCAAAUCCUGGAGAAACAUCAUUUUUUCUAAAAGCUGAUUUCCUUGGCUGUGCCUUCACUGCUCUACAGCAGGAAGGGGCGUUCAACCUGAUUGCCACGGAAAGCGAGCUCGCAGAUGCAGAAACAAUGUCAAUAUCUGCCUUAAGUGAUGUAAUUCCCGAGUUUCCAACAGAUAUUCAAGAUUUCAAGAUAACUAUUAGUGUGGAUAAACCAGCAGAGAUUACUCUGGAUCCAUCAAAAGCUCUCCUUCAUCUUUACUCUAACUUUGAAAUGACUGCAUCUCCUUCACCAGAUUCAGAACCUCAGUCUAUAUUUGUGAUACAUCUGCAUAUGAAUUUCCAAAUCCAGUUCUCCGUUGAUGAAAAAACAUUGCAUUUUGAUCUUUCUCCAGACAAGAUAUUUCCCUCCCUGGAUUCAUCAUCAAUCGGCGUAUUUGAAGUCGAAGACCUGGGAGAAUUCAUUCUUUCAGUGCUUCAAGAGGUGUACACACCAGCAAUUAACAAUAUGUUGCAAACAGCCAUCCCGCUUCCUGACAUGUUAAGGAUGUUAAGUAUAAAUCUUGCAGAAUCUCAGAUUGAAGUAAUGAAGAACUUUCUUAUGAUAUCUGUCAAUGUUUGCAGAGCUUAAAAUCUUUGGACCCCAUCGGCAAAACAGAGAAAUCACUGCAAGCAAUAUU